Messenger RNA from Vitrella brassicaformis, 6393 nucleotides. Lineage: Eukaryota; Vitrellaceae. The record is from the annotation of a GenBank genome assembly.
GAAAUAUUUUGAGCUUCUGCUGUCAGAAUGCUGUCGAGUGGUGCACGUUUGAACGCCCCUGAGGCGCCUCCGUCACCUGCCUACGCCGGACUUGGCACAAUAUUCGGUGGGCCUCGCUCAACUCAUCGCAUGCUGCAAAAGGGACGUCACAGUCGUCUCACUGUUGCUGCAGGGGAGCUGCGUAAGCUGAAGGAGCAGCUGGCGUGCCUGCAGAACAGCCUCAAGGACCUGGAGGGAUGGAAGGAGGCCGUCUUCGAACGGGGCCCUGGCGGCGUGAGUCCGCCCUCCCAGGGAUUCCUCAAGCAGACUAUCCAGAGGGAAUCGGAAUCGCUCAUCAGAAUGAUAUCAGAGGUGCGCAUCGCAUUCAAGGAUGGGCGAAGGGGGAGAAACUGAUGUGAUGUCGUGCGUUGUGGAUGGGAUUCAGCUGGAGGGUCGUAUAGGUGUAGUAGCGGAGCGGCAGCGGGCCGACCUCGAGCAGGCCCUGCACCGACUCACCAUCCGCAUCGAACGCAUCACACAACGGCUGGACAAGUAUACAAGGCAUCAACACACAAAUGCGUCAAUGUCAGCUGAGUGUGGACGUCUGUUUGCCCUGGGUCGUCAGGUUGUCACGUGACGGUGAGGACCGCCAUGCCGCCCAGUCCUCCGAGACCGUCAAGAGCAUGCAGACUCUCGACUCGCGCAUACGGGCACUGGAAACCUCACAGGUGGCCACUCUGUCACAGAAAAAAAAGAAAAAGAACGGGGGCCACCAGCCUCUCGGGUCCGUCUCGGUGUUUGGUUCAGGGUGCGCUUCGUCGGUCGUUCUCUCAGCUGACAUUUGGUGGUGGGAGUGCCAGCGGCAGCGGUGAGGGUCUGGGCGGCAGGGCCGCCACACGCCAGUUGGUCAAAGGGGUCCCCAGCUCAUCUGCUCAGGAAGGAACGGUCGCGCACGGGGCGCAGAGGGAGGGUGCUACCACACCAGCACCAGCACCAGCUGCUGCAGCUGCUGGUGCGGCUCCUGCUCUGGUGGUUGCUGCCGAGGAGGUGUCGAGUGCCGAUGCGAUCGCUACACUCGAGCGCAAAGUCAACGGUGAGAGGGAGGGGAGGGCACCAUACAAUACAUACAUGCUGACAGAAUGGUGCAUGGGAUGUCAUGUGUGUGCAGAGGUUGACGAGAGGGUUCAGCACCGUGUGAUGCCACUGAUCCAGGAGCUCUACAAUCGUCUGGUGGCCCUUGAGAGCGAUCGCAGCAAGGAGAUGCGGGAGCCAUCGCAGCUUCAACACCGAUUCAACGAAGAGAUCGCACGACUGAGGGUGAGUGUGUCGAUGGCGCAAGCAAGACAAAGCCGCAGUGGGUGGGGUAGGAGUAUUGUGUGUGUGUUCAGGAUGAGAUGGAUGCCGAGCGCGAGAGGAACGCCGAACAGAUUAAUCGCCUGACACAGCAGGUGAUUGCAUCGACACACCACCAUCCAUCCAUCCAUCCGUCCACGUCGUCUCUCUGUGUCGUCAGAUGGAGGCCAUGCAGCUCUCCCUGCUGCAGCAGGGCAUUCACGUGGACAUCCCCGCCGAGCAGCAGCCAAGCGAGGAAGCACCAUCCUCUACGGCCAUGGCAGGGCAGCCCCCGACAGCCAUGGCAAGACCUCCCUCGGCUACCGCUGUCCCGACGGUCGCUGCUGCCGCUCGUCCUUGCGGCGACCUGGAGGGCCGCGUGAGGGAGCUAGUACAGGAGUAUCUCGACAACCUGCAGCAGAAGGAAGAAACGAUGCUGCAGGAGGGAGAGGGCAUCGUCGAGGGUGUUCCUGGCGAGGGCGAGGGAGCAUUCCCUUCUCAGGAGGGAGGAGCAGUGGGGCAUCCCCAUGAGGCAGAGCCUGUCAUGCCCUCUCGCGUGCCGGAUGAGAGUGCCGCGGCAGUGCCGUCUCGCGAUGGACGGCCGGUGCCACGAGCCGAGGGCGCUCCUGGCGCCGCCUCGACCCCUUCUGCGCCUCCUGUCGGCGCUGCUGGUGCGGCCCCCUCUGGUCGUCCUGGUGGUGCCCGUCGAUGGCGUGCCACGAUGCCGCGUCAGCAGAUCGUAGAGCUGAGAUCGGCAGUAGACUCUUUGGCGGACCAACUCAGCAGGUAUGGACCAAUGGGAAGAAAGACACAUUCUGAAAAGCCAGACGAUUGAUUGGGUGCGGUGUUUGUUCCAUGCUGCAGCGUGAGGGUGGCAGAGAAGGUCGAGGCCAGCUGGGGCAAUGAGCUGGCAGGUACUGUCACGCACUCAGCACAAGAGGCGAAGUGCUGGCGUACACACAUGUCCGUGUGUGUGUGUGUGUGUGUGCAGGUCGGCUUGAGGGUCUGAGCACCGCCGUCCGCGACACGCUCGAGACCGUCCGCAUGUCCCAGCACUACCAGACCGACAGCCACCAGAAGAUCCGCGAGACCGUCGAGGCCUUCCACGCCAACCUACAGCCAUACUUCGCACAGCAGCAGGACCUCGCUACCCAGAUCGACGAACACUCACAGCAGCGGGCCGAGCUGGCCGAGUCCUUCGGUCGCAUGGAAGACGCCAUCGAGACGGCGGCGAGCACCGUGGACGGGCUAGAGGGCCGCAUCGACAGCCAGCAGGUUGCCAUCGAGAGUAUUGUGGAGGAGGUGGAGAGCAGCGGCAGUGCUUUCCAGCACACAGCCUCUCAGAUGUCGGAGCAGCUGACGGCUCGCGUGUCUGCUGUCGAGGCCAAGGUGGAUCAGGCGCACGAGCAGACCAGCCAGACCCUAGCCGUGGUGCAGGAGGACCUGCAGCUGCGCGAGGAGGCCCUCCGCCACGACCUCGAGACCAAGAUGACUGCGGAGCUCGAGAGCCUCCACGUCAGCAUCGACCGUGACCGUGAGCGGCACAUAGAGGUCGGCAACGCGCUGGACAAGAGCCGAGAAGAAACCGGCCAGCUCAAGGAGCAGCUCACCGGCCUGCAGCAGUCGUUCGACAGCGAGGCCGGCGAGCUCCGCUCUUGCUUCGCCCGCAUGCAGCAGACCGUCUCGGACACAUUCAAGUCCAAGAUAGAGGAGAACGGCCGGCUGGUCGGGCGGCAGGUGGAGGCCAUCCAGGCAACCACCGAGCGGCGCGUCACCGCGGAGACCGAAGCCAUGGAGCGCAAAGUGCGUGACGGGGUCCGGGCGGAGGCCGACCAGCAGCAGCAGGCGGUCUCCCAGGCCAUCGAGCGGCUCGACGCCCGAGUGGAGGAGACCGUCCGGGGCCGCUUCGCCAUCGACCAGAGCCUCAAGAAGUUCCAGCGCGCCCACUCGGAUGAGCUGCAACGGACCAUCCAGCGCAUCGAGUCCAUCGAGCAGGGCCAGGAGCAGACAAAACGCGGCCUCACACGCGCACUGUCGAUGCCAACCGAGAAGGUCAUGGAGGCGCAUGAGGAGCUGAGGGGCGAGGUCCAGCGUGUGGCGCAGCUGGUGCGCAAGUCGACGCAGGAGGCCGACGAGAGGGUGGGCAAGGUGGCGCAGGACGUCAUGGGUCACGACCGUGAGUGCGCUGAGCUGUCGGCCAAGCUUGAGCAGCUGGAGCGGCAGGUGCGGGAGGCCAUCAUGGGUCAGCCGCAGAUGAAGGCCGUCUCGGCCAAGGCCGCCGCGGGCGAGAAGGCACUGCAGGUGGUCGAGACGCUGCAGAAACAAUACAAAGGUGAGAGAACCCACCAUCCUACGUAUGAGGUGUGACGACCCACGUGCGUCUUGUGUGCGUUCGUGUGGCUUAGGUAUGGGUGCUGAGAUGGACAAGGUGCGUGAGUUGCAGCGGUCGGUGAAGCUCCACGACGCCCAGCUGGCGGCCCUGGAGAAGAUCGAGACUGAGGGCACGCCGGGCGAGAAGGAAAUCGCCACAAAAGUGGAGCACCUCGAGGGCGAGAUACGCAACCAACGACGGGUCAGGCAAAACUGCACCCUCACAACAGGCACAUGGCAAGCUAGGUGUGUGUUGGUUUGCAGGCGUCUGAGGCCCAGGUUGACGAGCUGAAAGCCCAGCUGACGCUGGAGACCAAGAACAUCAAGGUGAAAGGACGACAAAGAAUGUGGUCCGUCCAAGCGUCACUGCCUCUCCUGCUCUGUUCAGGCGUCUCAUGAGAAGGUCAUGACGCAUCUGAGGGAGGGGGAGAACUGGAUGGCCACUCUCAAGGGCCACAUUGAUGACACACACUCUCGUGUGCGGUCGGUGGAAUCGGCCCACUUGCCCACCAUUACACAGCGGCUGGACCGCCAGCAGACAUCCUCGGAGGAGGUCGCGUCACAACACGACGUGAGCGAGAUAGAAGGAAAGAAAAGGCCAGGAGAUACAUUGGCAACAGAUGACAUGUGCAUUCUCUCGAUCAGGAGUUACGAGAGACGGUCAGGCGUUUGUCCGACCAGGUAGAGGAGCUCUCGAAGCGACCAGCCGGCCCCUCUGACGCCAACGACUCGCUCACACGCCGCCCAGCUGAGGCCAGGCACACACACCAACCCAAGACAGCCAAGGCGUCCCAGAGAAGAGCCCUCGAGGCCUCUCCCCGACCCACUGGCAGCCCACCCACCGCCCCCAUUGGUCGAUCUGUGUCGGGGCGAGGUCCAUCGGGGCUGCCGGAGGCCCUGCAGCGAGUCGCAUCCCUCGAGGAGUUCAGACACCAGACACACAAGGAUGUACAGGUGCGCGGCAGAUGAGUGCUUGCGUGAUUUGGUAUCUGUUGGUCGCAUCUGUCUCGCCUUACCUUGUCCUUUAGAACGUGAGUCGUCAUGUGGAGCAGCUGCGGGACAAGCUGGAGGCACGCACAAACCGACUGCAGGUGACGGACGUACCUGUGAAUUGAGGAAGACCACACCACCAAAUGCAUACAUGUGCAUGCUGUGUGUGUCUAUGCAGGAGGAGCAGCGGCGGCUCGGUGACAAGCUGGUGCGUCAGGAUGGCGCCCUGCGGGCGAUGGAGCAGCGAGUCGAUGACGCCAUGCAGACACACGAGGGGUCGGCACGCCACAACUUCACGCGCCUCAGCGGCAUCAUCCGCACCCUCGUCGCGUCAUGCGAGAGCAAUGCCGAGCAGACAGAGGUGCGCGUGGGUGUGGGCUGGAAACGGGAGGGUCCUUGUCGACUGUGUCAAUGUUUUCCGUGUUGGUGUAUGCAGAGUGUGAGGCGCCGCGUUGAGGAGCUGGAUAUGACGGUAGAUCAAAGCGUGUCACUGGUCAAAGAACGCGUUCAGGUGAGUGAUGCAUCCCUGCACAACGACAGUGUGCACCUUGAUCCCAUCCAUUUCCCUCUCUCUCUCUCUGUUUCCUCGCCCACCUGUGUGCAGCAUGCAGAGCGUAGUGUGAGCGAGCAAGGCGGAUGCUACAAACAAGAGAUACACCAAAUGGCAGCUGGUAAGCAAGACAACGAUCGUGGGACCCUGAGGCGUGUCAUACAAAAGCGUCUGUCUGUGUCCUCAGGGAUGGGUCAGACCCGUGCUGACGUAGAGCUGCUCAAGGCCAGGAAUCAGGAGCUGCUGCAGUCCAUCGACCAGCUGCGGGGAGACGUCAACCACAUUGGCGAGCAUCUGGCGCGGACCGUGACCUCAGACACACGACCGAGACACACAUUCACGUAAAGAGAGAGAGAGCAGCACGCCCAACACACCCAUACCUCCCCCAUUCAUGUGUGUGGAUGUCCCCUGGCAGGCGUCAUGUGCCUUUGGUAGAGGAUGUGUGCACAAGUCGGACCAGCCGCCUGAACACCAUCGAAGAGGUAACCACCAACACCGACACCACACCGCCCUGCACCUCAGUGAACAUCGCCACCUUGCGCACAUGUCGAUUUCUCCAGGCGUCAUUCGCCACCCCCCGUUGCGCAUCCACCGUCCCUCCCUGCGUCCGCAACGCUCUCGCCACCAUGCCGCCCUGCCCCAAUGCAUCGUCGCCCUCAAUGCCACCACUGCUGACUGCCCGCACCCACCGGCCCGAGAGCAUGCCGCCGGGCAGUGGGUCGCUGACCCAUCGGGCGAGAGGGGGAACUGGCGAGGGUGCGACGGUGCUGAGGCCGCCACGGCUAGGGAGGAAGUGAGGCCCGGGGCAAGUGCUCCACAUCACUUCCUUCGAAGUGAUGCCUUGUGUUGACUAUGGUCAACACAAGGCAGCAUUUGCUGUUACCUGUGACAAUGCUGCCCGGCAUUUGUAAAGUGGGGGGCUGUGUGGCGUGAGGGUGUGAGAUUGAUGUGCAUGGACUAGGGGUGACGUGUUUGCAUGGUUGUUCCUCGUGUCAAUAGCCUUUUCUCUAGCAAGCGCAGCAACACGGCACUGACGGCAGGGCCACUUUCUGAGUAUCCACUUCCUUCCCAUGCAGGUCAGUCGUAUCGUUGGCAGCACUUUCACUUUUCGAGGCGGCCGGCUUAUCGAUAGGCAUGCAUCAGUGUCACAUGUCAAAGUGUGCGUGGGUGCG